Lycium barbarum (goji berry) is the source of this 1622-nucleotide messenger RNA. RefSeq names its product cell division protein FtsY homolog, chloroplastic. Gene Ontology annotation, cellular component: membrane. Gene Ontology annotation, molecular function: ATP hydrolysis activity; signal recognition particle binding; GTPase activity. The transcript has 12 exons. NCBI's taxonomy places the organism in Eukaryota, Viridiplantae, Streptophyta, Magnoliopsida, Solanales, Solanaceae. The record is from RefSeq and is a predicted model, not a curated record. Gene Ontology annotation, biological process: SRP-dependent cotranslational protein targeting to membrane. Bases 109 to 1206 code for a protein of 365 amino acids.
GAGAGGAAAAAAAAAAAGGAUAUGAAAUUAUGAAGAGCAACAAAAACGACGUCGUGUGAAGCUGCAUUAUCUUCUCCAUAGCUGUUUUUGUGAGCUAACUAAACAAAAAUGGCUUCAAUUUUAUCUUCUCGUCUCCCACAUCUUCCUUCUAAUAAACCGGUUUUCCCACCUUCAAACUCCGGUUCAACUACUCUCAUUCACUUCACUUCCAAAGCCCGGUUCAAAUGCUCAGCUGGUCAAACCGGGUUCUUUACUAAGUUGGGUCGUUUGCUGAAAGAGAAAGCAAAGAGUGAUGUGGAGAAACUGUUCUCAGGAUUCUCAAAAACAAGAGAUAAUUUAGCAGUUAUUGAUGAACUCCUUCUUUACUGGAAUCUUUCUGAUACUGACCGUGUUCUUGAUGAACUUGAAGAGGCUCUGUUGGUCGCUGAUUUUGGGCCAAAGAUUACCAUAAAGAUUGUGGAGAGCUUGCGGGAGGAUAUAUAUGCGGGGAAAAUCAAAUCAGGAAGUGAGAUAAAAAGUGUUCUAAAGAGGAGUAUCUUGGAUCUAUUGACUAGUAAGGCACUUAAAACAGAACUCCGUCUGGGCUUCAGGAAACCAGCUGUGAUCAUGAUUGUGGGUGUCAAUGGAGGUGGGAAGACAACAUCUCUUGGAAAAUUGGCGAAUAGAUUGAAGAAAGGAGGGGCUAAGAUACUAUUAGCAGCUGGUGAUACAUUUAGAGCAGCUGCUAGAGAUCAGUUAGAAAUUUGGGCUGAAAGAACUGGUUGUGAGAUUGUUGUUGCUGAAAAAGAGAAAGCUAAGGCAUCGUCAGUUCUUUUACAGGCUGUUAAAAAGGGAAAGGAAGAGGGUUACGAUAUUGUUUUAUGCGACACAUCUGGCCGUUUGCAUACCAACUAUAGCUUGAUGGAGGAAUUGGUGGCAUGCAAGAAAGUUGUCAGUAAAGUUGUUAAUGGUGCACCUAAUGAAAUCUUGCUUGUACUGGAUGGAACUACUGGUUUAAAUAUGCUUCCUCAAGCGAGAGAGUUUAACGAGGUUGUUGGCGUCACUGGCUUAAUAUUGACUAAACUUGAUGGUUCUGCUCGAGGUGGCUGUGUGGUCAGUGUGGUUGAUGAGCUUGGCAUUCCUGUAAAAUUUGUAGGUGUUGGGGAAGGUGUAGAUGAUCUCCAACCGUUCGAUGCUGAGGAAUUUGUUAAUGCUAUCUUCCCAUGAGGCAUGAUUCCGAGACAGUUUCUCCCAGAUUCUAUUUAGUGAACUCCUAUCUGGUAUUAACAAGACGCGGAUGAACAUUUUGGAUUGAGAGGAGUAAUGAACAUUAGCAAUUUUGUCUUUCACAAAAAGAGUUUCUUAUGCUCCUUUAUUUGUCUAGAUCUCCCCUAUUCCAUUGAGGCUGUGUUCAUCAGAAGAGACAUUUAAGUUUUCCUGUAAAAAUGGAUGCCAUAGUUGCAUCGCUUAUUUUUUAGUCAAAAAAUUCUGUGUCAUCGCCUUGUCAUUUUUGCAGUAUAAGUAGCACUUAAUACAGCAAUCCAGUGAAUGGAGUUUCACUGGACACACAGCUAAGACAAGAUUGAUGUACAUGACUUUUCACUUCAUUCUCUUUCAAUAAAUCAUAGUAGUUCAAUUGUGUA